Lolium perenne is the source of this 844-nucleotide messenger RNA. The record is from RefSeq and is a predicted model, not a curated record. NCBI's taxonomy places the organism in Eukaryota, Viridiplantae, Streptophyta, Magnoliopsida, Poales, Poaceae.
GUUCAGAUUGGACGCUCCUUUUGCACAUACAGAAGCUUUGUAGCUUCUCUCAAGCCUCGAAUGCCACUAGAUAGCCAGGUAAUGGAUGUGUGGACUGAGAAGUUCAACCGUGAAUCAACAUUAUUGGCUGCGAAAAGCAACCGAGCGAAGAAAAAGUAUGCAUUCUCGCAGCAUAUGGUGUCUAAGCUAAUUGUCGAUCCAGCAACAUUCAAUCCAAAAGAAUGCAUGAAAGAUUUCAAGUCCGAAGUCAGCAAGUCAAAAAUGCUAAAAGAUGACCUCCUGUACUUUCCUGUUGUCAAAGACUACCACUGGAUUGUGUGUUCUGUCAAUCUUGUGCACAAGCAGUACCACAUUUUUGAUUCAUUGCUUAAAGCUGAUGGUACCAGCAAGUUGCAAGAAGCUGCAAAUAAUCUGGUUAGUGAUACAAAUAGUUCAUGUAGCAUAUGUGUAUUAAAAAUCAAUGACUAACUACACUUGCUUUUGUUACUUCAUAGUUCACAAACUUCAGGAGGCUUGUCAAUGAGUCAGGUGUAGCAAAGAUUGGUUGGUCCGUUUACAACUUGUCUACACCUGACCAUCCACAACAGAAGACAACGUAAGUUUUGUUGUUUUCAGAGCCUUUUUUGCAAAAUCCAAAUUGUUACCCAAACAUACAACUCACACACUAAUUGCUUCCAUGUUUUAUUUUCAUGCUACAGGUUUGAUUGUGGAUUCUUCUGUCUUCUGUACAUGGACCAUUUCACAGGGAAGGUGGUGGCAGAGUUUGAUGACAAGGUCAUUCCAGAUUUUCGCAAGUACAUAGCAUCAAGUCUGAUCAACAAUAGAGACAACGCAGAGUCUGUUG